UCGGCGCCGUCCCCCUCCGGUAACGCUAUCUACAUGGCUGCAAAAGGCCGUGUACGGCUUCCGGGAAGUGCUUCCGGGACGUCACUUCCCCGUCCCGGGCGGGAAGAGCCGCCGGAGGGCGGUGGGAGGGAGGGAACGCUACGGCCCCGCCGCCCCCUUCCCCUCAGGAGGGAAGAUGUCCGCGCUGCCUCCCGCUGCGCCUUGAUGGUUCUGACAGAAAAGGCCUUGAGCCGGAGAGACGGGUCAAAAAGGAGGCAGUUGGGCACCGUUCCCCUCAAGGUCUCCGGUUUCGGUGGGGAAGGCAGCGCUCCGGCGGUGGUCGGGAUGCUCGGUCAGCUCCGAGGCGCGGAAAUACCGGGUUUGCCUUCCUGGGAGCUGGUCCUGAACGAGAGGAGGGCAGAUCUUACCAUUGGGUGACUGAAAAUACAGCUGAAAUGCAAGAAAGUACUAAGCUAUUUCAGUCUUUCAGCGUCUUCUUUGUACGGGAGAUGGUUUUUGUGAUUGUAUUUGCGGUCUGUGUUUAUAAACAUCUCUUCACUCAUCAUUAAGUGAAGCAGCGUUAAUACUUACAGUUUACUUGGGAUGCUGAAUUUUGAACGUUUGUUGGCGUUGGAAGCAAUGUUUGGGUGACAUGUGUUGCACAAUAGUGGAUUAAGAGAUACACGCCCCAAGCCACUACUUUUUCACUAUCAGAUUAGCCUUAGUUUCUCUAACACUUGGAACAUUUUUGAGCUUUUACUCUUAUGUGCAAGGUGUAAAGCUGGCUUGAUAUGUAGAGUUGUGUCCUGGUUUCAGCUGGGAUAAUAUUGAUUUUCUUUCUAGUGACUGCUGUGUUUCAGAUGUGGUAUGAAAGGAAUGUCAAUAAUGCAUGUUGGUUUAGUUCUUGCCAGGUGAUGUUUAUAUUUUUCAAGGACUUUUUUCAGCUUCCUGUAGAAGCCGAGAAGGAGCCUAGACAGAAGGAUGGAAUGGCCAGUGGUAUAUUCCAUACCAUAGAUGUCAUGCUCAGUAUAAAAACGGGGUUAGCUGGGGGGGUACUUGCCAUUGCUGCUCAGGACAGUGCCAAUUCACCAAUUUACCGGGUGGUGAGAGUGACUUGUCUUGUAUAUUCUUUUACCAUUAUUAUUAUUUUCCUCUUCUGAUAUUGUUCUAUUAAACUGUCUUUAUCAACUCGUUUCCCCUCCUUCUCUCCCUCUUCGCCCCACCCUUCUGGGGGGAAGGGGGAGAACUGCGCAAGUGGCUGCCUGGUCCUGCCUGCCAGCUGGGGUUAAAUCACAAGUUCUUUGUGGAUAUUGUCAAAAGAAAGUAUCUGUACUUUACAGGUACUGUCUUUACGGGUUACAUAUACGGGUAACUAACAAGUGGUCAGAAAAACCGUAGCAAUCGCUUUUUGUCUUCACUGUUAGAGGAAUGGGCCCAGAUUGCCCAGAGCAGCUGUGGCUGUCCCAUCCCUGGAGGUGUUCAAGGCCAGGCUGGACGGGGCUUUGGGCAACCUGGUCUAGUGGGAGGUGUCCCUGCCCAGGGCAGGUGAGCUGGAACUAUAUGAUCUUUAAGGUCCCUUCCAACCCAAACCACUCUGUGAUUUUAUGAUGGUCAUUCCAAAAUCCAGAGCACUUCUAGUCUCAGACAAACGAAUGCAAUAAGAAACUGUUGGUGUCAUACAUGUAGUGGUGAUUGCCAGAAUCUGCUUAGCUGUUUAAGAAAUAAUUAGAGCUUCUGACCAAAAGGUUAUCAGUUUUGAGGUGAGCUGCAUCACAGAAGAAUUUUAAUAUCAAACUUGUUGGAAUACCUGAUAGAUGCUUGCCAGUGAAUAUAUUUCAAUCAUAAAAAAUAUUUAUUAUGCGUUGUCGAAGAAUCAUGAAGGACUCUGUGCAUAACCAGGGUUGCAAGAGAUAGUUAAAAGCCCCAGAAUCUGUAGUGCUGGAAAUGCUAUACUUUAUUUGCAAGAUAAAUCAUGUCUUCUUAUACUAUAUGUAAUUUUUAAAAGACACUAUAUUUCCUCUUUCACAUGACUUCAUUGUCUCUUGUUGCUGUGUGUGUUAUCUUUAAAUAAUUUUAUUCUUUCUAAUGAAAGACUCUGUAUUGAACUCUGGCUGUAUUGUUGGCUUUUUUAUUUUUGACAAUUUCUUAAAAAACAGGGUUAAAAUGGCAGUUUCUCAUGAAGUGAAAGUUUAAGUUAAUACUGUUAUUUGACAUGUGUCAGUGUCAAGUUGACGUGAUUUUUGACAUGUCAGUGAUAACCUCAUCGACACAACUGAAUAUCUGAGUUGGUUUUGUCUCUUGCCUUUUUGUUUAUUUUAUCAGAUAUGCCUGUGGAAGAACUCUUAAUUUUCUCACUUUAUGCUUACUUUUAAAGCAGACGACUAGGUGGUGUUAGCGUUGGGUGAAGACAGCUCUGCUGGCUGCACUUAUCUAAUCUGUAACUCUGUUGCAGAAAUCCUUAGUGAAGGCUAGGUGAAGGGAAUGUGUCAGGUCCUUGUUACAGCCAUUGCUCAGUGCUUGCAACUGGAUUUUCACCAGCUGCUCCACCCCUCACAUCUCUGCCUUUUUGGAGGAAGGUGGAUCUGACGCAGACCUCCCCUUCACCGGAGAAGGAAAACUGAUUUUGCUGACAUUUAAAAUGUGUUAGAAAAUUGUACUGCUGUAAAACUUUACGUGAGUUAAUAGUUGCAGAAGAUACAAGGAAGAGCAUACAAUGCACUGUGUGCUGUUUGUUCUUGUGAGCUGGAAGAUUGUAUGUUUGUGUGUAAUCCAAGAGAAACAGACUACCAGCCACUGCCACGUUUUCAUCUAUUGAUAAACAUCAGCUGCUGGUUGGUUUUAAGGGAGGAAGACAAUUAGUUCCAGAUGGAGAACUCUUUCAGCCCAUUUAAGACUUUCCAGUUCAUUUAAGACAGCAGGCAGAAACAAUGGAGUAGACGACAGGAAGAAGCACGUGAAGUUUAUUUUUAUGGAAGAUGUUAUUUGGAGGACCAAGUACACUUUUUCAGGCCAUGGGAGAUGAAAGACUAAUCACAUGAUGUUUCUGUUCUGUCAAAGUGCUGUUCUGUGCUAAGUCAAUGUUGGUUUGUAUUAAGGACAAAUAUUAAUUUCUUAACGUCAGCAUGUCGACUGUGACAAGUGCUCAGACACCAGAGGAACCUAAUCCUCCUCCCCUUGAAGAAAAGCCAAAGGGAAAAUCACUAUUUCGUUUGGAUUCGCUUUUUGCUAACAGGAGUGAAAAAUUUGUAAUUGCUAGGAGUGAUAGUGUACCAGAGGAGAAUGUUCUGAAAAUAACUAUCACGGAGACUACGGUGAUUGAGUCGGACUUGGGCAUCUGGAAUUCUCAUGCUCUCAUCUACCUCACUUUGUGGUUUUUCUUCAGCUUUUGCACUCUUUUUCUUAACAAAUAUAUUCUUUCAUUACUGGAAGGAGAGCCCAGCAUGCUAGGUGCUGUUCAAAUGCUUUCAACCACCUUCAUUGGCUGUAUAAAAAUGUUUGUUCCAUGCUGCUUGUAUCAACACAAAACACGCAUCUCUUAUCCACCCAAUUUCAUCAUGAUAAUGCUGUUUGUUGGAUUAAUGAGAUUUGCAACAGUAGUCUUGGGUCUAGUCAGCUUGAAAAAUGUGGCAGUUUCAUUUGCAGAAACUGUUAAAAGCUCUGCACCUAUUUUUACUGUUAUCAUGUCUCGGAUGAUAUUAGGAGAAUACACUGGAUUGGUGGUUAAUCUCUCUCUCAUUCCUGUUAUGGGUGGGCUAGCUCUGUGUACAGCUACUGAAAUCAGUUUCAACAUUCUAGGUUUCUCAGCAGCUUUAUCUACUAAUAUCAUGGACUGUUUGCAAAAUGUCUUUUCCAAAAAACUACUCAGUGGAGAUAAAUACAGAUUUUCAGCCCCAGAGCUUCAGUUCUACACGAGUGCUGCUGCAGUGGUUAUGCUUAUUCCAGCUUGGAUAUUUUUCAUGGAUGUGCCUGUGAUUGGGAAAAGUGGGAGGAGCUUCAGCUACAACCAAGAUGUUGUCAUACUUCUCUUAAUAGAUGGAGUCUUAUUUCACCUACAAAGUGUUACAGCCUAUGCCUUGAUGGGAAAAAUUUCUCCUGUGACUUUCAGUGUUGCUAGUACUGUGAAGCAUGCGCUGUCAAUCUGGCUAAGUAUUAUUGUGUUUGGUAACAAAAUCACAAGCCUCUCGGCCAUUGGGACUGUCCUAGUGACAAUUGGAGUUCUUCUAUAUAACAAGGCAAAGCAGCAUCAGCAAGAGACUAUACACAGCCUGGCAGCUGCAGCCCCGCAAUCCGCACAAAGUACAACUGAAGAUACUGAGCCACUAAUUUCCAAGGAUUUGGAACCGUAUGAUUAAUAUGGCCACUUAUUUUUUCCACCUAGUGUAACUCAAAGGAAUCUUCCUGAAAGUGGUUAUUUCUUCAACAGUUGAUGCUGAUUUGGUUCCUUUGAGUUCACGGCAGGUCAAGCCUGGGACUUAAAGCGGAAAGAAAAUGAUGGGAAGAAUCCAGUAAGCCUUGACUUACUCAGGAACUGAUAUACCAGAGGACCUAGUAUCAUAUAAUGUGGUAAACAUGGGCUUUAUUGUCUUUCCUUGACUGCAAAUAACAUACAAGUCUAUAUUAGAGAAAGAACUUCAGUGUCUUAUGCGGAAAAUUAUUCCUUUCUCCCUACCCAUCAAAAUAAUGUGAAAAUGUGGACCCAUGACUGCAUUCUGCUUGCUUGCAGUGGAAUGAAAUUGGCGCACAACUGAAAUUCCUAGUUGUUUGUUACUGUACGCUGCCUGCAUCCUCCAUUGUUUGUGUGCGUUGUAGAGCUGGAAGAAGGAACUCUCUCCUCUCCCAACAAGUGACUUAUUUUGGUAUAUGUUUAGUUGAAGUAAACUAUGGAAAUGAGUCCGUGCCCCAAAGCAGUGAGGAGCAGCUAUUUCUGACUACAAAGCUAGGAAUUGAAAAGUGAUUUUUCUACUAAAAUUUAACAUGGAAAUACUGCAUCCUGGUUGCCUAUCGACAAUAUUGAAAUGCAAAUAUACACACAUAUACAUACACUGUAUAAAUUGAGUGUUGAAUUAAAUAUUUGCAGUUACUUAGAGGUAAAAAACACUGAAAAACUGGUGAUAAAGGAAGCAGGAUCUCUGUAUUUCUACAAGAACCCCUUCUAAUAUUUUAAUUUCUUGCAUUUUAUUAUAUAUUUCUGUUAUGAGGAAAUAAAUUGAUUUUUUUGGGGGGUAUUAUUUCUAAGAGUGCAACAAAAUACUGCCUUUUAGAAACUCAGGGUUAUAAUUCUGACCUAUGUGCAAAGUAUUUCUAUGAUUUCUGAUUAGGUAAAGAAUCUCAGAGGUGUUGUGACAGAUGGAAAAGAGGCCACUGAAGGGAGAAUAUUAACCAUAAACUGAGGAUAAUAUUUAUUUCUGCUGCUUUUAAGAAGUUUUCUUUUUUAAGGAAGUUCUGUUUUGUGGUAGGUCAAAGAUUAAAAGAUAACUUUCAAAAAUUAAAAAAAAAAAAUUCUUAAGUAUUGGUAAUUAGCUUUAGCAAAAAGGCACAUGUAGCUACAAAAACAUUCAAAUGGACUUCCUGGUAACAAAUUUAAAAAAUUUGAUUUUUUUUAAUAAUUGACACUGUUCUGAAAGAUUGUAGCAUGGCAUUAGAAGAAUAGAUAAAGUGGUCUUUAUGGUAAAAAUAAUUUUUAAUGGGAAGUUACCUGUGGAUUUCCUGCAAAAUUUAAGCUCCUGCUUGCAUUUCCACUUGUGAGGUGUUCCGUUAGCUUUAAUGAACUAUUCCCGCAGAGAGCAAAAGUGUGUUCCCAAGACAGUCUCUCUGAAGAAGCCCGUUUUCCCUUUAAACACUGUAUGCUGGUUUUGUCUUAUGCUUCAUUCAGGUUAUAUUCCUAUACAUGACUGGUUGCUUGGGGCAUAUUCUGUGAAGAUUUGAGCUGGAGGGAAAUGUCAGGUUUUUUCAUCAUUGUAUAUGUGAUGUCUGUGGUUUUUUGUAUCUUUGUACUCCUGUCACUUUUACAAAAAGCUGUGGACUAUGGGGUGGAGCUCUGUUUUUCUCUCUUUUUUUUUUUUUUUUUGUAGUUACACUUUUAAAAAUCUCAAGUGUAUUUGGCAGAAAACAAAGUCUGGCUUGCGUCAUAUUUCUAGUCUUGUUGGAAGACAGAAACGUAAGUGGCUUUCUGGUUGUCUGGCUCCAUUCUCAUGUAAGCCCCUUCGUCAACUUCAUUUUACAAGUUAGCAGGCUUUGCCUUUCCUAUUGCUGGAAAACUGUUUGUGACCCAAACAGCCGUGAGGAUUUUGGAACUUGUUCUAACACGUGUCUAAGCUUAUUAGUGGCUGGUUUAUGCCCCCCCCC
Messenger RNA from Chroicocephalus ridibundus (black-headed gull), 6324 nucleotides. RefSeq names its product solute carrier family 35 member E2B (gene SLC35E2B). The record is from RefSeq and is a predicted model, not a curated record. The coding region runs from base 3102 to 4331 and encodes 409 amino acids. The transcript has 10 exons. Lineage: Eukaryota; Metazoa; Chordata; Aves; Charadriiformes; Laridae. Gene Ontology annotation, cellular component: Golgi apparatus. Gene Ontology annotation, molecular function: antiporter activity.